Gryllus bimaculatus (two-spotted cricket) is the source of this 6589-nucleotide messenger RNA. Lineage: Eukaryota; Metazoa; Arthropoda; Insecta; Orthoptera; Gryllidae. The record is from the annotation of a GenBank genome assembly.
AUUGUCGUCCCCGGCGCAUACCCCUCCCUCAUGGCCGGCAGCUGUCAGCUGUGGAGGGGGCGGUUGUAGAACGUCCGUGGGUGCUUGCUUCCUGAGUGGCCUCGUUGGGGAUAUGUUGAUCGCAGUUUUGUACGGAGUGCUUGUUAGUAGCGUUGCGUCGUGUGUAGUGUUCUAGACGUUUUCUGGUGCGUGUCGAAAAUUGUUAUUCCUGUCCCGUAACUGUUUUAUUUUUAAUCGAUUUGUGUGUUGUACGAAACGAGAUUCUACGCGUCUCAGCUCGGGCGCUCCUCGACUCCGUGGUAACUUAUAACGUAAGCAUCCUCUUAAAAAAAAGAAGUUGAAGUGUAUACACGCUGGUACAGGAGUCAACUGAUAUCUCCGAUUAUCAGUAUCUUGAGGCGCGCAGCGGCAGCUGAGGUGCGCGCGACGCCAUGGCGGAAGCCCACUCGGCCGUCGCCUUCUCCUUCGCCAUCACCCACGAGGGAUGGGACGUCAACUUCGACCGGGAGGUGCUGCACCUCGUCUGGCAGUCGGGCAUCCGAUCGUGGAAGAAGCGGCUGGCGCGCUUCAAGAACAGUAUUAAGAAUGGAGUAUACCCAGCACCUCUGCAGAGUUUAUGGGGCAUUGUUGCAAUUAUUACAGGAAUGAACUUCUCAGGCCAGAAGACAGUAGCAAAUUGUGUUAAUAGGAUUGUUGUACAUUUACCAGAGAAUACUUUAGGUUGGCAAUGUGCUGGUUGUGCAUUAUUAGGAGUAGGGACUUGGUUGUCCAUUACUUUUUCCGUCCGUUACACACUUAAAAUGCUGUUCAUGUACAAAGGAUGGAUGUAUGAACAGCGUGGCCGUGGAAGCCGCAUUUCCUGGCAAACCAAGCUUUGGCUUGUGAUGGUGAAACUCUUUUCUGCAGGCAGCAAGCCUCUUCUGUACAGUUUCCAAGGCUCCUUGCCUCGCCUUCCUUUGCCUGCUGUUCAGGACACCAUGAAGAGGUAUCUACGUAGUGUGAGACCUCUUCUCAAUGAUGAAGAUUAUUCAAGAAUGGAGAAGUUGGCUGCUGACUUUGAAAAAGGAAUUGCUAAGAAAUUACAGUGGUACCUCCUUCUCAAGUCAUGGUGGUCUACAAAUUAUGUUUCUGAUUGGUGGGAAGAAUACGUUUAUCUCAGAGGUCGUUCUCCUCUGAUGGUGAACUCGAAUUUCUAUGGUAUUGAUGCAAUUCUUAUGCAUCCAACUCACGUGCAAGCAGCUCGUGCUGCUUCUAUAAUUUUCUGCUGCUUGCAAUAUCGCAGACUCAUAGAGCGACAAGAAUUGGAGCCAAUUCUUAUUCAAGGAUUAGUGCCUUUGUGCUCAUGGCAGUAUGAAAGGGUAUUUAAUACAACUAGAGUCCCAGGACUUGAAACCGAUCGUAUUGUACAUUAUAAUGACUCAAAUCAUAUUGCUGUGUAUCAUCGUGGUCGUUACUAUAAAGUAAUUAUUUACUACAAAGGAAGAAUAUUAAAACCAUGUGAAAUUGAAGUUCAAAUCCAACAGAUUUUAGAUGACGAUAGCAUUCCUGCAAAAGGAGAAGAAAAGUUAGCUGCUCUGACAGCCAGUGAGCGAAGCACAUGGGCUGAAACGAGAAAGAAGUUUUUCUUCAAGGGAACUAAUAGACAGUCUCUGGAUGCUGUCGAGAAAGCUGCUUUUGUUGUAGCUUUGGAUGAUGUUCCUUAUGAAUAUGAUGAGAAAGAUCCAAGUAAAAUGGACAAUUAUGGUCGAAUUCUUCUCCAUGGAAAGGGAUACGAUAGAUGGUUUGAUAAAUCGUUUACUUUAUGCAUUGGAACUAAUGGAAGAAUUGGAUUCAAUGCAGAACAUUCGUGGUAAGAUCUCUGAAGCAUUUUUCUUUCACAUUUCUAGUCUUGAGAAGUGUUAAUUUGUAGUUGUAUGCUAUAUUUGUUGCCAUUUAUUACACAGCUACAGAUAAACUACUUUCAGUAAAAAUUAGAACCUUUUAGAAAGAGUAAUUAUGACUUGUGCUAAAUUAAUAGUUAAAAAGUAACAUGUACAAACUAUUCAAACAAACUAAUUAUGUUUAUAAUUGAUUGACUGAGAGAAUUUUAUUUUACAAACAGUAGUGUAGCUUAAUAUUUUUUGUGUGGAUAAGCUUUAAACCAGGUAGAUACACAUUAAUUAAAUACAAAUUUGAACAAAACUUGAUAAAAUAAUGUUAAUAUACCACAUGUCAAAUUUAAACAGCUAAAAAAGAUUUCUGACUCCUUGUACUGUAAAAGGAUAAUUUACGAACUGGGUGUUCAGUAUGCUCAUAUAAAGCAAAUUCUCAUUGACUCUCUGGCUUGCUCAUACACGCAAAUAGAUGAUGUUGAAGUAAACUGAAUGAAAUGCUCACACCUUUAUAUUCAGGCCAUUUCCAGGCAGUAAUGACAUUGGACAAACAUUUUACUGCCCACAAAAAAUUAUGAAUAAUAAUGAUGGUUUCAAAAACCUCACUUAGUAAUAAAAACAAUGUUUGUUAUUUGUUAACUGAGAGGCUCAGUCUUACAUCCUAAUAUGAAGCUCUAUCAUUGUUAACUAAGUUUUUGUUUUUUGUUUGUGCAUUUGCAAGCGUGAGAGUGUACGCAUACUUGUGGUGUUAUUGCAAUGCAUUGUUCAUGUAGCAUACCACAGGGAUCCUUGAAAGUUUCUGUGCUUGUGCUUGACUGUUGCAAGUAUUUCAUUUGAUUGUCAUUGGAAGGUCCCCUUUCCUGUUGUUUUUUUUUGUACUUGAUUCAAUUUUGUUUUUGUUUCUUUGUUUUUCCAUAGAUUUCCACUUUUGCGAUGUGAUGCGAAGCCAUGUGUAUUAUUAGUUUUCGUCUUCUGUCAGUCUGUGGACAUGCUUUGCCAUUGAACGAUAGUAAUGUAGAAAUGCAUUUUUCAGGGCAGAUGCUGCAAUUAUGUCACAUCUGUGGGAAUUCGUCAUUGUUGAGGAAGCUGCUGGAUUGAAAUUAUGGUAUGAUGAAACUGGCCAUACACUUGGGACCCCUGGAUUCACUCCUCCUGCUCCAAUUCGUCUCCAGUGGGACUUGCCAGCUGAAUGUCUCACUACAAUUGAAAAUUCUUGCCAGCUGGCCCAGAAUCUACUAAAUGAUGUGGACUUGAGGAUUUUGGUGCAUACUGCAUAUGGAAAAGGAUUUAUGAAAGAUUGCAGAACUAGUCCUGAUGCGUUUAUCCAAAUGGCUCUUCAGUUGGCAUAUUUUAGGGUGGAGGAUCGCAUUAAAAAAUUCCAGAAGGCUUGUCAAGUUCACCAGAUGGGCUAUCAGGAUGCAAUGUGUGGGAAAGGAAUUGAUCGACAUUUGUUUUGUCUGUAUGUUGUGUCCAAAUAUCUGGAAGUUGAUUCACCAUUCCUUAAAGAAGUUCUAAGCGAGCCGUGGAGACUUUCUACCUCUCAAACACCUCAUGGUCAAACUUCUCGAUUGGAUUUGAAGCAGUAUCCGAAAUGUAUUUCUGCUGGUGGUGGUUUUGGACCUGUUGCUGAUGAUGGAUAUGGUGUAUCCUACAUCAUCGCUGGUGAAGAUUUAUUGUUCUUUCAUAUAACUAGUAAGAAGAGUUCACCUGAAACAAACUCCAAUAGAUUUUCACAGCAGAUUGAACGAGCUCUGUCAGACAUCAAAACUCUCUUCUUGCAAUGGAAAGAUAUUCAGAAGCAACAGAAGAAAUAAUCAGAAAACCCUAUUAGGUCAUGACAAUCAGAAUGUAAGGGUUUUUCUUCCUUUUUGUUAAGGAAAAACGUCUUAUUUUCCUAACGAACCUGGAAGUAUAAUGAUGUAAAUAUCUGAAAUACCUUCUCAUAUACUUGCAUAUUCCUGGAUAGUAUCAAAUCAUCUUUUUUUUGUUUUUUUAAUGUUAUAUAGAGUCUUGUUGUAUAAUUUCUGGUGAAGAUUCACCUUGUGGUGCUUGUACACAGUUAAUAAAUCUAUGUUGAUUAGUGUAUUAUUUAUUACGAUGAAAAUUGUCAACUUUCUUAUUAACUUUUUUAUUUUUUCAUUAUAAGUGUACAGUUUUGUGCAUCAUAUUUCAUCUAUUGUAAUACAAAAAAAAAAAAACAUAAAGAAAAUGAUGACUGAAGCUGCUAUCAUUUUCAUUGAAUGUCAUAUCAUACCAGUGUAUACUGAUGCUGUUUUUUUGUUGUUUUUUUCCAAAUAUUGUUUUAUGAAAUUCCUAUGGUCUUUUAAGAGAUUUUUUAGUGAAUAAAUUGUUACCAAAAUUACUCAUGAAAUGUGUACAUUUUUAAGAGUAAAGCAAGAGAAAAACUGAUUUAUGAAGACUUAUAUUUCUUAGUCUGUACCAGCCAAUAAAUCACAAAGGUUGGCUGUUUGUACUGUUGUGAUUGUGUGAAGUGAGGAGGAUAACAUUAUUUGUGAAGCAAUUGGAAGUUUCAACUUCAUGUGACAUUACAUUAAGAAUAUGUUCCAUUUUUAAUAUCUAUGGAAAAUUGGAUUUGCUCUUUCAAGUUAUUGCAAGAAAUCAACCAAAGUUUUUGCAGAAAAGUAUACAUUUUGUUACCACUAAAAUCAGCUGAAAGAAUUGCAUGUAAAAACACUGACCUUUGUAAAACUUGAGCUUAUCUAUAUUUUAGAGAUCCUUAAAACACACACAUAAUCACAUUUGUGACAUUAUCAAUGCAAUUUCUUGUGCAACCAUCAAUGCAAUAAUUUGUAUGUGUGAACAUUUUUCUGUCUUUUAAAUAGAAUGUAAGCAAUUUUACAAUUUAGAUCAGUAGUGCAUUAAUUUUCUCAACUUGGUCAGUGACUGGUUUGUGUAUUAUUAUAAUGCACAGUUUCCUAUUUAAUGUUUUAAAAUGGUUAUUUUUUCAAAAACAAUAUUUUGUUAUAAAAUAAUUUGUUAAUUUUUUCUUUGUGAAAACUACUGCACCUGAAUCAUACAGAAACGACGCUAAAAACAAGGAAUUUAUAUUUCUAACACUAUCAAAGAUUGUAGUUAUGCUGUUCUUACAUUGAUAAAGUAUUUGAUGUUUUAUAAAUUUUAUAUUGACCAGACACUGAUUUAUGUAAGUUGAGAUGUGUUAUUUAUAAAUAUAAAUAUAUAUACAUAUGUAACAUACACGUGAGCCAUAUUGUUGUAUGGUGUACAAAGCAUUGUUUGGGAUUGAAAGCAUAUUUUUUAUAUCGUUUGUGGGACCUGAUUGCUUUUUCGUUGGCCACAUAUUGCACUUGUGUGGGAUCUAUUUAGUUACUACAAUAAAAUCAGUGUAUGGUUUUUGGUAAGUUUUUUCUUUAGACUUCUUUAACAAUUAUAUAAUAAUGAUUUGAAACCUUUCCCUUUUUCUUGACCUUUUUUGUGCUUAAUUCACAAAUGAUAUUCAAAUAAAUAAUGUAUCAUUUGUCACAAGUCUUUCCUUUUGAGUCAGCUUUAUUAGCCCAGCUUCUUAGAACUAUAGUGAAAAGAUUAUUUUCUCUGUGAGAACAUUCCUAGACUUUUUCUCAAAAUUUAUUAUUGAUUUAUGAAAUGUUUAUUCAUAAAAUGACAUUCCUGUAUCCAUUCAUUGCUAAAGAAUCUGUUGGAAAAAGAAAUGCUCUCAUUUAGAUCAGAUCAGGAAGUUCUAAAUUUAGGAUAAUUAUCCUAAGAAAGAUUAAGCACAUUAUGGAAUUUCUUAUAAUUUCACUUUCAGAUUAUGUUUAAUGUGGAAGUAAUUAUUCUUGUAGGACUGACUACCUUUUCUUUCAUGCUGAACUAAUUUUUCAUGCAAGUAAAUUGAUUCUCACAACAGUAGAAAAAAAAUAGAAUCCACAGCAUGUAAUUGGUAUGUCUACAAUGGUAUAGAGUUGGAAAGGACAGAACACACAACAUUUUGCUUGUAUGUAAAUUUGAACAGGCAUUUUUCCAAAUCCUUCAUAUGAUUUUGGAUGGCAUGUGAUUUAUUGUGAUGGUGAACUUCGCAUAAGCCAUAAAUGCUAGUAGGUGGCAGAGAUGUACAGAAGUGAACAUGAUAGUAUGGUGGAUGAAUAAUAGUAUAUUUCUUUUCUCUUCAUUUCUUUCUUUUCCUUAGCUAUAUGUAAAGAGCAGAGAAAAAAUCAUGGUUGAUAUUUCAGUGUGUAAAUUGUUUCGAGGGUCCCCAAGUUGUGUAAAGUGAUUUUUAUGUUGAUGCAUUUGGGUUUGGAUGUGUAUUUGUGCCAACUUGAAAUUUAGCUCUAACUUGCGAGAUAUUUUAAGAGUAACUAAUCACCAAAUGAUAUUGUAUUGUUUGAUUGUUUUUAAUGUUCUGUGGCAACAGAUCUAUUCCUGUGCCAUCUCGGCUGUUAACAAAUGUUCAAAUAUUUAUUAUUAAUGCCUUGUGUUUAUAGAGAUUACUACAAGUUUUCUGUUACCUCCACUGAACUAAAAAACAAGGGCUUCUAACUCUUUCUGGGGAUGAGGGAUUCGACCUGGGGAUCUUCUGUGUGUGCUUUGUAAUAUCGAUUGGGAAUAAAAAUGGGACCAUAAACAUGGCAAAACAUUUUUAUUUUCAUUAAGGGAUUAUUUAUUUUGCAUUAUGUUAAUUUAGGUGGCUUGGAAAAAUGGCGUAUAUGUCAAGAUAACUGCAAAGCGCAAAUACAGAAAAAGAA